AUGCUCAGUUCUCUCUCAAUCGGUGAUGUUCCAUUCAAAAAAGAAAAUACAUUUUGUUUUGAUAGUGAAUCAUUUCGUUAUUUGGUUGCUUUACAAAAUGAAAUUAAGUUCAAUGAUGAUGAAAAACAUGAAUAUGAAAUGAGUUGGUCAACUUCAGUAACUCAAUCAAAACGUUUGAUUGAUUAUAUUCGUAGAAACGUCUCUAUUUAUUCUAUAAAUAGUAACUUACAAUCAAUAAAAAAUGCUCAAUUUGAAAUUAUUCAUAUGAUUGAUCCAAUGUUAGAAACAAUGAGAAAUAUUCUUCGAAAUCUUAUUUUAUUGAAGAUGAAUUCAUUAAAACCGUCUAUUCAAUUGUACCCAAAAGUUCUUGAUCAUUCUAUGACAAUUUGUUUACUAUGUAAAGGUAAAAUUGUUGAAACUGGUCCCUUUUUAGUUAGAUAUGAUAUUCCUCAUAAAAUUGAAAAGAAUUGUCGCAGUUGUCAAUGUCCAUACAAUCAACAUCGUUCUAUUGGAUAUAUAGUUGAGUAUCAAUUUAUAAAUAAACCUUCAACAUAUGAUCGAAAUCAAAUGAAUGAAAUGUUGCAGCAGUUAUGUCAUGCAAGUGCUGAAUUUUCUUACUUUCUAACUCAUAUUGUUCAUUCAUCAGACGAAGAUCGAUUUAAGUCUGGUUUAUUACGAAUCAUUCGACAAGAAGUCGAUAUAUGUGAGAGUCACAAGACGAAUCAUAAGAAUCCGGAGUUGGUGAAAGCUUUGAAUGAACUUAAAAAUAUCUAUGAACAAGAAAUGAAUGAAUUGAAAUCGAUCAAAAAUUUCAACAAAUUAUCUAUUAUUUAUAAACGAAUAAAAGAUAUUGGUGAAUAUCCAAUGGUACGUGAACAGAUGGUUGCCGUCAAACAAGCACAAAAGAUGAUAAUGGAAGAAAAUGAAUAUGAAGUACCAAAAAAUAUAUAA
Rotaria sp. Silwood2 is the source of this 951-nucleotide messenger RNA. NCBI's taxonomy places the organism in Eukaryota, Metazoa, Rotifera, Eurotatoria, Philodinida, Philodinidae. The record is from the annotation of a GenBank genome assembly.